This is a messenger RNA of Drosophila erecta, 405 nucleotides long. RefSeq lists its product as uncharacterized. Lineage: Eukaryota; Metazoa; Arthropoda; Insecta; Diptera; Drosophilidae. The transcript has a single exon. The record is from RefSeq and is a predicted model, not a curated record. The coding region runs from base 144 to 281 and encodes 45 amino acids.
UUGAUUAACCUGUCAGAGUUGGCGAGCUUGUCACUAAUCUGAUUGGUUUCAGAAUCUAUUCAUAAAUCGUUCUGAACUGGUUAGCCACAACACAUUAGCGCAGAAAGACAACAACUUCGAAAUCAACUACAUCUGCAGUCAAGAUGUUUCGCACACUGCCCAUUCAGCCGACUGGAAUCCAGGAGCGCUCCAAGGAUGAGGUCCGUGCUAAUGUGUUGGUGUUUGCCGUCACCUCUGCCCUUAUCCGGCUUAUUCCGAUAAUCCUGAGGAAAGUAUUGUAAUCAAGGCCAAGGAUGCGACUGUGUACUUCCGUUUUGACUGAGAUAAAACCGAUAAUAAAUAUUCAAAUUAUUAUAGCAUAAAUAGAUACAAGAAAAGAGAUCGCUAUAGGCGACAUAAUCCAUA